Molecule: messenger RNA, 3105 nt
Organism: Dermatophagoides farinae (American house dust mite)
Lineage: Eukaryota; Metazoa; Arthropoda; Arachnida; Sarcoptiformes; Pyroglyphidae
Source: RefSeq, a predicted model, not a curated record
UUUUCACCAAUUAAUGCAAAUUAUUAUACCAAUCAAUCUGAUUCAACAUUGAUCAUCAACUGAAUGAAUGUCAAAAAAGGGUAAAACCUUCACCUUGCAACCUUUCAGUGAUUAUCAUCAUCAUCAUCAUCAUCAUUUGAUGAUUAUCAAUUUGUUCCAUAAUGAACAUUCAAAUAAUUUCAGGUUUCAAAGCAAAAUUUUCAAGGUAAAUUUCAUUAUCCAACCACCGAUAAUAAAAACUUGACCAUUUUUUCAAUAUCGAUCCUAUGGCUAAUAAAUCAACAACAAAAUUAUUAAAUUCUUCAAUUGAAUCAAUAAUCAAUAAUCAAAAUUUUCAAAAAACUGCCAACACUGAUCAACAACAAUCGAUUCAUUCAUCAAUUACCGUUUUGAACGAUGAAUUGAGUAUUAAUCAAACAGCUAAUGCUUUUGCUACUGCUAGUGAUUCCAAAACAUCGCCAUUCAGUGAUCAAAUCAACAAUCUUUUUCAAUACAUGAAGGAUUUAUUAUUUCCAACAAUAACAUCAAAUGAUCAUGGAUCAUCAGCCGAAAAUAAUAAUGAUGAUGAUGAAGAUUUUGGUGAUUAUUUCAAUCUAGCAUCCAGUGGUUUUGGUAAUAAUAAUAAUUUAGAUUAUGAUGAUGAAAUGAUAUUGUUCAAUACAACGGCAGAAAAAACUAUUUUAAACGAUUUUGACGAUUCACAAAUAACGUUUGAAAAUUUGACAUCAUCAAUUAAUUUAAAUUCCACAUCAUCAUCAUCAUCAUCGAUUGCAACAAUAAUGCCAACAAUAAUACCUCGUUAUAAUUCACGUAAUAAUUUGGUUGAUGAUAUAAAUCGUUUGAUUAAUCAUAAUCAUCGUGAUAAUGAUGGUGGUGGUGGUGGUGGUGAUAAUCAUCGAUCAUUAUCAACAACAACUACAACAACAACAACAACAACAAUGACACCGAUACAGAAAUUAUUUGACAUAGAUAAAAUGAUAAGAACAUCACAUGGUAUUCGACCAAAUUUAGAUUCCACCACUACCACUAUAGAUACUUUUGUCAAUGUUGAUCACCAAAAUCAUCAUAAUCAAGAUAAUGGUAAUGAUGAUGAUGUUUUUAAAAGUCAAUCAUCUUCAAUAGAAAAUAUUUUUUUAACAUCUCCAACAACGACAACGACGAUAGCAUCGAAUUUGACCAUUGAUGAAUAUCAACGACCAAAUUUUUUUCAUACGUCAACCACUGAUAUUUCAGUGGAAAAUAUUCAAACCGAUGAUACACUGAUGAAUAACAUAUUUUCAUUUGCCGGUGAUUCACAAUGUUUUCAUUCACCUGAUGAUUAUGAAUUAAUUACAUCGAUGCUUUGUUCCAGUCUGUUGGUAUUGGGCAUUGUUUAUUUCACAUAUGGUUAUCGUUGUUUUCGCGCAUUUAGUUUUUUCGUUGGUUUCUUACUUGGUGCCAUAUUAUUUCAUACAAUCUGUACGGCGGAAAAUAUAUCGAUCACUAUACCAGUAUUGAUUCCACAACAUGGUAAUCUGAUUGCCGCAUUGUUUGCCGGAUUGAUUAUUGGUUCAAUUACAAUGCUAGUCGCCUAUUUUGGUCUUUUUAUUAUUGGCAUAAAUUUUGGCCUUAUGUUAGCCAUUGGUUUAUUGAUUGUGAUUUAUCUAUUACGACCAUAUUAUAUUCCAUUACAAGCACCAUUGUCAUCAUUAACAUUAUUGAUAUUUUUUGUUGCAUUAAGUUUAGUUGGCUCAUUAACAACUGUUUAUUUUUCUAAAGGUGGUACCAUAAUGGCAUCAAGUAUGUACGGAAGUGCAUUGACAUUAUUAUGUAUCGAUUAUUUUCUUGAAGAUUUCAAAGUGAUACAUUGGUUUUUGGAUCAUUUAAGUAGCAAUAGUGGUAGUAGUAACAAUAGUAGCAGUAUUGCAAUCGAUGUCAAUAAUAAUAAUGGUGGUGAUUUCAUUCAUUCAUCGAUAAAUCCAACAAAUGAUUGGUACGGACUAUUGACCGGUAUAAAACGUUCACAAAAAUUAUGUCCUGGUUCGUUUAUCAUAUUGUUAUUAUGGCCAAUAUUAACACUGUUUGGUAUGAUCAUUCAAAGCUGUUGUACAGCACGUCAUUAUAAAUAUGGUAAUGGUGGCUAUGGUAUGGUUGAUAAUACAAGUGGCCGUGGUACACCACCAUCGCUUCUGAAUAAUUCAAGAGAAAGUAUUCGUAGCCUCAAUCAUUAUCAUCAUUAUUCAUAUCCGAAUAAAUCGGCUAAAUUAUAUCAUCAAUCAACGAAUAGUGUACGAUCACAACAAAAUGAUCGAUCAUUAACGAAAAAUUCGUUGAAUCUGGAUGAACAACGUCUUGAACAACGUCAUCGUAAAUAUCGUUAUCUUUAUCAAGUACGAACAGCACAUGGAGAUGUUAUUUCACAGCAUUAUCUACAAAGUUUACAAAAUAAAAACAAAAUCAUCAAAAUCAGCAACAACAACAAUUGUGCCCCGGAUCAGGAUAGUUUUACAUUCAAUUCGGAUUUAUCAUCACAUUUUUUUCCAUCCGAAAGUCGUACAACAACAUUAAGUGUAGCAUAAUGCAGAUGGAUAGAUGGAUGGAUUUCGAUGAAUUGUUUUUUUUCCUUCUUCAUACAUCUCAUCAUCAUCAUCAUCAUUAUUAUUAUUCGACUGUGAUGUUAUAUCAUAUGCAUACAUAUUCUCUAUAUUUGUCUAUGAAUGAAUUGUUUUUUUUUCAUUCAAUCCAAUAUUUAUACAAACGAAAUUUUGCUUUGCAUCAUCCAGAAACACAAACAUUCAAGAUAAAUGGCCAUCAUCAUCAUCAUCAUCAUGAUCAUCGUAGUCAUUGCCGUAAUCAUAAUUCAUCAAUUAUAACAACUGUUGAUGUGGAUGAAUAUAUAAUGAAAAUUAGAUCACAAUUGUGUGUAUGCGACUACUACAACGACUACGAUGUCGUCGUCGACAACAAAUGAUGAUGUUCUUUCGUUGUUAUUUAGCAUAUAUAUAUACAUACAUGAUUUAUGUGUUCUAUAUAAACAGAUAACAUUUUAUUUCGUUUCAUUUUCAAUUAUUAUUAUGAUGAUGUUCAUCCAUUUCCAUUUAUUUUAAUUCUAUUUACGCGAAUUCA